This is a messenger RNA of Coffea eugenioides, 2672 nucleotides long. RefSeq names its product pentatricopeptide repeat-containing protein At1g26460, mitochondrial. The transcript has 6 exons. Gene Ontology annotation, molecular function: protein binding. Bases 127 to 2025 code for a protein of 632 amino acids. Lineage: Eukaryota; Viridiplantae; Streptophyta; Magnoliopsida; Gentianales; Rubiaceae. The record is from RefSeq and is a predicted model, not a curated record.
CCUCACGAAAAACCCUAGUCCGUCGCUCCACUGCUACUGAACGUCUGACAACUCCCAUUUCAAAUACACACAGAUAAUACAUUCACUAUACAUACACCUGUUAUAUAUGCUUGUAUAGGUCAAAAAAUGGCGUCAAUGGCGAUCUUCUCUCGAUCACGAACGUUAAUGAAAAUCCUAAAUCAUCAUAAUCCUCACCAUGACUUCACCAUAUUCAAACCCAUUUCCACUUUUCCGUUUCUUUCCCAGGAAGCUCAACUCGCCGAACCACCUCCGUCGCAAACCACCACCAGUACCACCUCCACUGCGACGUCGCUGCCUCCUAACCCGGCCUCCGGCAGUCCGCUUUACAAUCAGAACUGGCGGAACCCUUACCCGCCAUCCCUCAGUGAGAAUUCCUCCUCCCUAAUGCCGGUGGGGAUUUUCAACCAACGGGCGGGUUCUCGAUCGCAGGCGCUAUCGCGGACCCUGGAUGUUCAAGGAUUGAUGGAUCUUUUCGCCGAUUGGAUGACGUCACAGCGUUGGAAUGACAUGAAGCAGUUGUUUGAGCUGUGGGUUAUGUCAUUAGAUAAUAAUGGGAAGCCUAAUAGGCCGGAUGUCAGUCUGUAUAAUCAUUAUUUGAGAGCUAAUUUGAUGCUUGGGGCUUCUGCUGCACAGUUGCUGGAACUUGUUUCUCAGAUGGAUGAUUUUAACAUAACUCCUAACACGGCUUCCUUCAAUUUGGUGUUGAAAUCAAUGGUCCAGGCUAGAGAGAUUGAUGCUGCCGAGAAACUGCUCGAAAGGAUGCUCCAGACAGGAAAAGAAUAUAAGGAAUCUCUGCCCGACGAUGAGUCAUACGACUUAGUUCUGGGCAUGCUUUUUGCAACUGGUCAGAUUGAUACUGCAAUGAAGUUUAUGGAUGUUGCCUUAGAUAAUGGUUAUAUGUUGGCAAUGAGCGUAUUCAAUGAAUGUGUUCUAAGCUGCCUUCAAAGGUGGAGAUUGGAUUCAUUGAUGUAUAUCAUUCAGAGAUGCAAGAAAAUGGAGCAGAACAAAGCCCUAUGUCCCAGUUGGGACUUGUGCAACCACAUUGCAGAUGUUGCAAUGCAAGCAAAUAAUAGUGAACUUGUGUUUUAUGCCUUGGAAUUCAUGGCAAGAUGGAUUCGUCGAGGACAGACUGAAAGGCCCCAAGUUCUGCUUUCUGUUGAUGAAGGACUGCUUGUGUCUGUACUUGCAACUGCUGGUAGAACAUAUAGCUCAAAGCUCCUGGAUGCUUCCUGGUCAUUCCUUAAGAGUUCAUUGCGCCAAAAAAAGAUUCCCAAUCCCGAAUCUUACCUUGCAAAGAUAUAUGCCUAUUCUUCAUUAGGGAACUUGCCAAAGGCUUUUGGUACUCUCCGUGAAUUGGAGGCAAGUUAUAGUAGUGCUGACAAUGAAGCUCUGGAGGAUCUAUUCUCUCCAUUUACGUCUUUGAAUCCACUGGUUCUGGCAUGCUCCAACAAGGGUUUUGCAACUUUGGAUGAAGUUUAUUAUCAGUUAGAGAAUCUGAGUCAAGCCAAUCCUCCUUACAAGUCUGUCGCUGCACUUAACUGUGUAGUUCUGGGUUGUGCCAAUAUUUGGGAUGUUGAUCGGGCAUAUCAGACUUUCAGUGCAAUUGAUGCUAGCUUUGGUUUGACCCCAGAUAUCCAUUCAUACAAUUCUCUCAUAUGCGCAUUCGGAAAACUCAAUAAGAGGGAUGAAGCUACCAAAGUAUUCGAACACUUUGUAAGUUUGGGUGUAAAAGCAAAUGCAACGACUUAUUCUCUUCUUGUUGAUGCUCAUCUUGUUAAGCGAGAUUCUAAAGCUGCUAUAUCUGUGAUACAGGACAUGGUGACUGCUGGAUAUGAACCAUCAAAAGAAAUGCUGAAAAAAAUCCGUAGGCGAUGUAUACGUGAGAUGGAUUAUGAAUCUGAUGAAAAAGUAGUGUCCUUUGCCAGACAGUUUAACAUUCGAAUGAACAAUGAGAGUCGCCGGAACAUGCUGUUUAAUCUAGAUUACAGUACUGAGUAUGCAUGAAGGCCAGUUACAUGGCAAUGGAAGAUCAUUUGCAUGGUGACCGGUGAGGAGCUAGACCUGGACAAUGAGUGAAGAAAAUCUUUCCCUAUUCAGGCAAGCCUAUGACUUCUAGAAAUCUAUUUGGGGGACCACUUUUGGCAUUUCCCGUUUUUGAAUUAAUAACGACACUGAGGAGAGUGUCUAACAGGAUUUAGGAUGUUAAAGUUCAGAUCUAUUUAUUGUAGGGCAUGCUCUCUGCUUCUUUUAGUAUUUAGUUGCGGUGCAUUGCUUCUCAGGUUUGCUUCCUCCUUGUUGGAUGGUUCAUCAGUUGCAAUUGGCAUCACCAACUCUUGUUCGCAUCCUCAGAGCGUUGGCGAUAAUUCACCGUUUGUUUGUAAAUUACUUCAUUUUUGGAUUUGGAGCCCCAAGAGGGAUUGGUGCUGAGGAUAAUGUCAAGUCUUUUGUAGCUCAAGUUUUGUGCUUUUUUUUAGUAACUCUUCAUGGAGGAGAAGUUAGAGAAGUUCCAAUAUUUUUGAGACAUUAAGAUGUCCACAAAUAACUGAAGUCCAUGGAUGGUCAAAUUAUUUGAUGUUAGAUGUAUAUUUUCCCCUAUCUUCCUUCCUGUUUAUUUUCCUACACGUCAAUUGACUGUCAAAUGUUGAAUUUUA